AUGCUGUCCGUUCGCGCCAUCCAAUCACGCGUCGGCAGUUUGCCCAUAAUAAUCUCACGGUCGACUACAACCGUCCUAUCUCCACUCGAACAAAAAUAUUUCCCGCAAAUAGGAAACCGAGAGAUCGUUGGAUUUGGUCGUAACGGGGUGCCCAUAUACUACGACGAUAAAGGAUGGCCUUACCCGGCUAUUCGUUUCCGGAACCAUGACGAGAAGAUCGAAGCUUUGCAUAAGAAAGAAGAAGGUCCUUGGGGCAAUCUGACCAUAGAUGAGGUGAAAACCCUGUAUCGUCAUAGCUUCUGCCGAACGCUGGAGGAAGCGCACGCUCCACAUGGGAUAUGGAAACUGGGACUUGCUUGGGGACUCAUGUUAAUGACUGUUGGUUGCGUCGUAUACAUCUACGUCCAAACUGUCCGUAAGUGGUCUUUUCAUUGGUCUCAUCGUUUCUUUAUCAUUCAAAUAAUUUCAGUCCUUGAAUAUCGCCACAAUGUUAUGGAACUUCCGGAAUACAAGGAAGCAAUGGUUUACAAAAAGGUAUUGGGACGUAUCGGUGGAUUCCACGAGCUGAAUGCUUUUGACGUGCAAACUCACCGCUUCAAAGAAUGA
This is a messenger RNA of Echinostoma caproni, 606 nucleotides long. The record is from the annotation of a GenBank genome assembly. NCBI's taxonomy places the organism in Eukaryota, Metazoa, Platyhelminthes, Trematoda, Plagiorchiida, Echinostomatidae.